AUGAGGACAAGGUUCUGCUGGCGUCACCUGCUGCAGGAGUUCAGCCCCCGCUUCCGGGUGGUGGCCCUGGACCUGCGGGGCUGCGGGGCCUCGGAGAAGCCACCGGGCAGGGACAGCUACCGGCUGGAGCUGCUGCUCGGGGACAUCUGCGAGGUCAUCGAGGCCCUGGGGACACCGGCGGGGACGCCGCGCUGCGUCCUGGUGGGACACGACUGGGGCGGGCUCCUGGCCUGGGAGGUGGCCUCCAGUCACCCCCAGCUGGUGGAGAAGCUGGUGGUGAUGGACGCACCCCACCGGGGCGUCAUGGCAGCUUUCAUGGCGCGUCACCCGUCGCAGCUGCUCCGCUCCUGUUACGUUUUCCUGUUCCAGCUGCCCUGGCUGCCCGAGCUGCUCCUGUCCCUGGCCGACUUCCAGCUGGUGAGGACGUUCCUGACCAGCGUCCGGACGGGCAUCCAGGACCCGGCGCGGCGGCUGUCGGAGCAGGAGCUCGACUCGUACCUGUUCAGCCUCUCGCAGCCCGGGGGGCUCAGCCCCCCCAUCCACUACUACCGGAACCUCUUCCGGUGCGUGGGGCCGCGGUGGUGGGACCCAGUGGGUGACCCGGUUGGGGUUGGGUGAUCCCAGUUGGGUUUGGGUGAU
Molecule: messenger RNA, 639 nt
Organism: Lonchura striata (white-rumped munia)
Lineage: Eukaryota; Metazoa; Chordata; Aves; Passeriformes; Estrildidae
Source: RefSeq, a predicted model, not a curated record